Messenger RNA from Hymenoscyphus albidus, 246 nucleotides. NCBI's taxonomy places the organism in Eukaryota, Fungi, Ascomycota, Leotiomycetes, Helotiales, Helotiaceae. The record is from the annotation of a GenBank genome assembly.
AUGAUUGGAUCUUGGCCCUUGGGACGUUCCGAGUACCUUAGAGGCGGAGAAACCCAAGGUCUGACUGAGGGCAGACACAAAGCGUAAGUAAAUUCAUCUUUACAACUCCCUCUCAAAAGCCUUCAUCUUUACCUAGGUAGUCACGAAGUUGAGACUCAGACUAAGAUUUCGACGACAGCACAACAUUCGACACUAAUAUCCCACAAAGAAACCCUCAACUUCUACUCCGACAAUUCUACAACUUGA